UGCUCUGCUCUUUGACCUCCGGGAGGUUAAUUAAUGAGGUGGCCCACAGGACGCUGGGCAGACUGACCUCUCCAACUGCCCGAUUGCCUGGCGACUCGCGGUGGGCCGGAGAGUCCUGCCUGCCGACCAUGGAGCGCCGCCGCGUGAGAGUGAAGUCUUGGGUGGAAGAGAAUCGGGCCUCCUUCCAGCCCCCGGUUUGCAACAAGCUGAUGCACCAAGAGCAGCUCAAAAUCAUGUUCGUCGGAGGCCCCAAUACCAGGAAGGAUUAUCACAUCGAGGAGGGUGAGGAGGUAUUUUACCAGCUGGAGGGAGACAUGGUCCUCCGAGUCCUGGAGCAAGGCAAACACCGGGAUGUGGUCAUUCGGCAGGGAGAGAUAUUCCUCCUGCCUGCCAGGGUGCCCCACUCCCCACAGAGGUUCGCCAACACCAUGGGGCUGGUGAUUGAGAGGAGGCGGCUGGAGAGCGAGCUGGAUGGACUGAGGUACUAUGUUGGGGACACUGUAAACGUCCUCUUCGAGAAAUGGUUCUACUGUGAGGACCUUGGAACGCAGUUGGCCCCCAUCAUCCAAGAGUUCUUCCGCUCUGAGCAGUACCGAACAGGAAAGCCUGACCCUGACCAGCUGCUCAAGGAGGCGCCAUUCCCGAUGAAUACUCGAUCUGUCAUGGAGCCCAUGUCACUGAAGGCAUGGCUAGAUGGCCACUCCGGGGAGCUUCAGGCAGGCACAUCCCUCAGCCUGUUUGGGGACACCUAUGAGACCCAGGUCAUCGCCCAUGGACAAGGUAGCAGCAAAGGCCCAAGAAAGGAUGUGGACGUGUGGCUGUGGCAGCUGGAGGGCUCUUCUACGGUGACAAUGGGUGGACAGCGUGUGGUCCUGGCCCCAGACGACAGCCUGCUGGUGCCCGCUGGAACCUUAUACAUGUGGGAGCGAGCACAAGGCUCAGUGGCCUUGUCUGUGACACAGGACCCUGCCUGUAAGAGACCACUGGGGUGACCCUCGUGUGUGGGCCCCAAGCAGUCACAGGGUGCCUGAGUGCUGUCUCGGCGGCUGCCUUAGCCUCCUUGCAUCUUUGUGGACGUCACCAAGCACCUCGGCCUGCCCUUGGCUCGGUUGUGGCUUUUCACUGUCGUGUACCCUCCUGCCAUCCCCCGUCCAGGGUAUCAGACUCCUAGGGCACCGGUAGCUCCCCUCUCUCCUAACAGCCAUAGCCCUACGCUGUUCAGCUCGAUGUGUA
Peromyscus eremicus (cactus mouse) is the source of this 1233-nucleotide messenger RNA. It is a transcript of the gene Haao, whose product is annotated as 3-hydroxyanthranilate 3,4-dioxygenase. The coding region runs from base 129 to 992 and encodes 287 amino acids. The transcript is spliced from 10 exons. NCBI's taxonomy places the organism in Eukaryota, Metazoa, Chordata, Mammalia, Rodentia, Cricetidae. Gene Ontology annotation, cellular component: cytoplasm. Gene Ontology annotation, molecular function: iron ion binding; 3-hydroxyanthranilate 3,4-dioxygenase activity. Gene Ontology annotation, biological process: quinolinate metabolic process; 'de novo' NAD+ biosynthetic process from L-tryptophan. The record is from RefSeq and is a predicted model, not a curated record.